AUGCCAAAAGAUUCAAUCAGUUUUCCCGGUGAGUGCUCAUUUGUUGCAGAAGGAUAUCAUUUCGACCACCCUCUAGCACCAGCCCGCAAAGAGAGAAAACACAUCUUUGGUUGCCAAGACACACGUCUGCAGAAAUUGUUCGAUGAGAAUUUUAAAUACAUUACCGAGCCAACUGAUUCGGAUUUGAGUAGAAUCCUGUUAGGCGAUGUCAACGAGUUUGUGACAAAAGUUUCAAGCUUCUACAUCUGCCCCUCAGACAAUGAGGCAACCGUUCUAAGGUUGAUAAGUGUGGCAAAGCUUCUUUUUGGGCUUCAAUCGGGAUCGAUCACAACUACUUUAAGACGGUUCGCGUGCCUGGCACCGUUUUUUAUGAACUGGAUUUGUAAAAGAACUUCAUUUACCAAAGCACCGGGCAAGGCAUCGUUUUCCGGCCAUUACAUGUGCAAAAUGCAUUCUGAAAAGCACUCGUGCUGCCCGUUCAAGUUCACGCUCAGACUGAACUUCAGUUCGCAAACUGUUACAUUUGAUGUUCGAACUGCCCAUAAUCACGACUACUUCAGUAUGGUUACCUACUUCCCGCCUGACUACUUGAGGAGUCACAUUGAGGCUAUUUGUGCCACACCCGGGGGCAAUUCUGCAAAGCUCUUGAAAAUCAAUACCUUCAAUUCACUUAGUGCCGACAUUCUUGAAGCGCUUUGUUUUGAGUACAUUCCAAUUAAGUAUUUCAGGAAUAUCACGUUGCGUGACCCGAUAGUGAAGAAUCGGAAAAGUGAGUUUUGCGGGACUGGGGAUUGGAACCAGGAUAUAGCAGGGAUCGUUAACCGGUAUCAUAAUGGAGGAAUGCACUGCAAAUUGUUUAGCAUGGGUGGCUUUAAUGCUGCCCUUGUAGCUACCGACACGAUUUUCAGCAAAAUCGUGAAAGAGAAGCAGAUCCUCAUGAUGGACACCACUUGUGGGGUUUGCAACUAUGAGGACGCGAAACUUAUAAGUAUUACGUACAGGAAUGAGCUGGGAAAGGUGAGAGUUGGUAUUACUGCUCUUGCAAGACCAAAGGAUUGGUCCUUUGACGAUAUUUCUGCCUUUAUCAACGCUGUUUUUGCGUUUGCGAAGGAGCGGUGUGGGCUUUCGGAGCAGGACGCGUUUGCCAAGCUAUCGUAUUUCAUCAUUGAUGAAUGCAUGGGUGAAGAGAAGGCGGUACAUGCUGCUUUCAAUAGAUUGCCUGCUCCUUUGCAUCAUGUUACAAUUCUAUACUGCCAGUGGCACAUGGCUUCCAGCUUUGCCAAGAGGCUAGGACGUGCCAGCGAAGCAUAUAAAGCCAUGCGUGAAGCGAUAUAUGCGACCUCCGAGGCCCGUUUCACUGAGUUGGUGAAGAAGGCUUUGUGCUUGCUGGCAAGCAAUAAAGCCAAAGCAAACAAUAUAGCCAAAGCAAACAAUAUAGCCAAGGCAAAAUACAUCAAGGACUCUCUUAAGAGCAAGGAGAAGUGGGCUGGGUGUUAUCGCCAGAGUCCCGUUUUCCCACAGGUUCGAGAAAAGAGGAAAAUCGACACUAUCCACUCUCGUUGGAGGAACCCUUCUUUUAAUGGCGGUCUUUGGGUGUCCGAGAAGUUGACACCUCUUGCCUUAGCUGAUCAAUUGAGCAUUUUCUUUGGCUCCGAGUAUUCCGAGAACAGUGUUGAGAUCCAGAGAGCAAAUCUUCGUCUCCAUCGCAGCAAAUGA
Messenger RNA from Brettanomyces bruxellensis, 1716 nucleotides. RefSeq lists its product as uncharacterized. Bases 1 to 1716 code for a protein of 571 amino acids. The record is from RefSeq and is a predicted model, not a curated record. The transcript has a single exon. NCBI's taxonomy places the organism in Eukaryota, Fungi, Ascomycota, Pichiomycetes, Pichiales, Pichiaceae.